Molecule: messenger RNA, 3777 nt
Organism: Xiphophorus couchianus (Monterrey platyfish)
Lineage: Eukaryota; Metazoa; Chordata; Actinopteri; Cyprinodontiformes; Poeciliidae
Product: EH domain-binding protein 1-like
Exons: 16
Coding region: 144-2918 (924 amino acids)
Molecular function (GO): protein binding
Source: RefSeq, a predicted model, not a curated record
UCCUUGCUUACUCCAGUCUGAAGCAACCCUCUGUAGUGGAAUGCUCCCUGUCAAACUCUGAUACCUCAGAAAAGAAAGAAACCGCCUCACUUCAUUCACCAUGUGAUAUUGAAUCAGGCCCCCCAGAGGAGCUGAAUAAAAUAAUGACAUUAGAGGUCUUGACGCUGGCACUGCCUCCACAGAGGCUGUCUGACGCAGAGACUCCUCUAUGGAAAGUGUUAGAAGGGGGAAGUUGCAAAGAUACAACUGUACAAAUCUCUGCUGAGGAGGGUGCAAAACCUUUGUGCAGAGGUUCAUCCUCUGGAGAAUCUACCAAGUUGGAAACUUUGAUGACACAGCAGAACCAAACAACAGCAGCAGAAGCUCCAGAGACACAUUUAGAAUCACCAAAACCAGUUCCAGAGGAGACUAAAGAGCCUGAGAGACCUUUUGUGCAACCAGUAGCCCCUUCUGAGCCUUCCCCAAAACCAAUCAGAGAAAGGACAGAUUUGUCGCCCCCAAAACCAAAACGACAGCUGCAGCAGGAGAAUGACAUCCAGCCACCAGACAAAUCACAACUGGAAGGAGCAGUUAACGAGAAACCACCUAAAGUUGCUGAUCAGGAGAGCCUUGUGAUCAAUGAAGAGUCGUUGUGCCAUGAAGAGAACAAACUGUGGGCAGCUAUGGAGGAGACCACAGCCGAGACGGAAGCACAAAGAGGGACGGGAAGUACUGAAAGUCCUGCAGUGAAGGAGGAGGAAGAGGUUGUAGUAGGGGGCACCCAGAAAGGUGCAGAGGAUGAUGUGUGUAUUGCAGAAGAGCAGAAGGAGACAUCUGCUGGCUUCAUGUCAGCCAUGUUUGGGGUGUUGCACCGAGGCCCAGGCCACCCGCCUCCCGCUGUGGCCCUGAAGCCUGCAUCAGCCCCCUCCACUGAACAAGCUUCUAGAAUUAGCUUUGAUGUGAAACAACAAAAUAAACCUCACAGUCAGCCUCCUGGCCAACAUUUUAUGUCUCACAUGAAGGAAACAACAGAACAAAUUUCAGACCAACAAUCAGUGAAAGAAAGGAGUGAUGGAGUACGUACUAAAACUGAUUCUGAUGUAAAUGUAACAGAAUUUGUUCAACUUUUGGUGGUAUCUAAACCGCCCAGUGGCGUAAGCAUCAGCAAGGUGAAUGAGACAAAAAUGCCUGUGAAUUUACAUGUGAGUCCUGAAUUGAAGUCUGAAGAUGACCAGAAGAUGCCCAGGUCAGCCAACAAUCUCUCCAAAGAGCAGCAGCUCCAAGAGGAGGAAAGACUUUUACUGGCUAAGAUUCGACAGAUGUCAGGCGACACAUCUCCGGUCAGUGGGCCUCGAGCCAUGAAAAGACUCAUUCCCACUCCUGGUGAUAUUGACAGCGAUGUUGUGGAGAAAAUAGCCCCUUCAAACCCCCCCACUGACAUCACUGCUCACAGUCAGCUCUCGAUCACUUCCUGCUCCAAUGAUCUGAAGGAAAUAAGACUAAAUGACACGGAAGAGCCACUUGUAGAGGAAGAAGCGUCAAAGCACAAAACAACAGAUGUACCUGAUGGUGGACCGGUGAAACAAUCAUUUCAUUCCAAAGACACCUCCAGUACACAUACCAUCGUCUCCUCACUUCAGUGUGAGAUCAAGAAUUCUCGGCUUCCGACAUUACCAGAGGAAGAAACCCCCGAACUCAGGACCAGUGAUCCAUUUGAAGUGGUCACAGAGGAGGUCAAUGGGAAGGAUGACACUGAGGACCUUGUGAACUCUAGUCAGUCAUUGCUCCAGUGGUGUCAGAGCAUCACCAACAACUACGAGGGUGUAAAGGUCACAAACUUCAGCACGUCCUGGAGAAACGGCCUGGCCUUCUGUGCCAUACUGCACCACUUUCAUCCAGACAAAAUAGAUUUUGAGUGCUUGGUUCCUCAUGACAUCAAGUUAAAUAACAAGAAGGCAUUCGACUGCUUUGAGGCGCUGGGGAUCUCUCGUCUGCUGGAACCGUCCGACAUGGUUCUGCUGUCCGUCCCGGACCGGCUCAUCGUUAUGACGUACCUCAGCCAAAUCCGCUCACAUUUCACCAACCAGGAGCUGAGCGUACUGCAGAUCGAGCACAACAGCAGUCAGUCCAGUUACGGGCUCGCUCCUUCUGGUCCCGCUCCCACCAACGUUGACGCCGCCGCCUUCUGCAUGGCCAGGCUGAACGAAGGUGUGAGUCUAGAGGAAGGAGGAAGCAGUGCCUUGGUGGUGCCACCACCCAGAAUCAAAAGGACUAUUAAAGUGGAAGAAACAAGAAUCCCAGUCCCACCCCCAAGAUCGAUUACCAAAGCUGCCAAAUCUGAACAGGAUGAAGAUGCUUCAUCUCUUACUGAAAAUGCUAAUAACUCAGAGCUGCAGAGUGCAGUUGACAUCCAGCCUCCUAAACAAGAAGAAACUAUGCACCUGCAGGACACCAGUCAGUACGUCUUGAGCGAACUGGCGGCACUGGAGACAGAGCAGAAACACAUCGACAGCAGAGCAGCAGUCGUGGAGAGACGAUUGCGAAGCCUCAUGGAAACAGGGAGUGAUCGUGAUGAAGAGGAGAGACUGAUCCAGGAAUGGUUCACUUUGGUCAACAAGAAGAACGCUCUGAUACGCCGACAGGAUAACCUGGAGCUAUUACAAGAGGAGCAGGAUCUGGAGAGGAGAUUCGAGCUUCUCACCAGAGAACUACGAGUUAUGAUGGCUAUAGAAGACUGGCAGAAGACAGCCACUCAGCAGCAGAGGGAGCAGCUGCUCCUCCAGGAGCUGGUGUCACUGGUUAACCAGCGGGAUGAGAUCAUCAGAGACAUUGACGACAAAGAGAAACGUGCUCAGGAGGAGGACGAGCGGCUGGAGCGAGGUUUGGAGAUGAGGAGGAGGAAAUUCAGCAAUAAGGACAACAAAUGUGUGUUACAGUGAAAAGGACAAGCACAAACUGCAGUUGUCAUUGAAUCCCAAAGUCUCAAAAAGUGUUUUCCUUGAAUGUUAAGAAAAAAACGAAACUUCAAAGAUAUCUGUAGGAUUUCAUCUGCCUUUUCUCUCCUAGAAAUGUUCUCUAAGUCUGAAGCUGGAAAUUGUUGUCUGAAUGUAAGGUGUGUUUUAGUAGUAUUAUGUUGGUUUCUUUAAUUAGUUUUUUUUAAUUUAUUUAAGACGUGUGUCAUUUUCUCAUACAUUUAUUGCACUUCUGAUGUUUUCCAUGUGUUGUGUACAUUUUUUGGACAUUGCUCAGUAUUCACACACCAGCUGGUCCUCUGCUUAUUUUUAUGUUGUGUGUCUCCUGUGCCUUAAUAGAAACUUUUCGAUUUGUAGGCCAAAAUGCACCAGCCUUUACGAGAAUUUAUCUGCUCAGGAUUUGAGUAUGCAAAGAAAUAUGUUCUGUUGCAGGUGACACUUUUAUCUUUUCUGAUAGUUUCAAAAAAUAAAAAUGUAAGCAUGUCAAAGCAUUUCAGAAUUAGUAUAUUUGUGAUUAUUUGAGCUGGACUCAAUUCCACAAGGUUUUCAGUGCAGAAUGGUUAUUGACGCUCAAAGUGGUAACACAUCUUAAAACGUUUCUUUUAAUGUCGGACCCUGGUGAUAUAAGUCAUCUGCAGCUUCUUUGGAUGUUCCAAUCUUCUUGACCGCGUAAGUUAAGUUUUGGUAUUUCUGCAUAGUUUGAUGAAUGCGUGCAUGGUUUUUGAUGUGUGCAGUUAAAAUGGUACCUAUCAUUCAAAUGUUGAUUUCGAUAUUUAUAACUGUUUUAUUCAUGAAUGACAAAUAAAAUAAAGUUUAAGAAAAAUGG